Talpa occidentalis (Iberian mole) is the source of this 2490-nucleotide messenger RNA. It is a transcript of the gene GARIN2, whose product is annotated as golgi associated RAB2 interactor family member 2. The transcript has 10 exons. Gene Ontology annotation, cellular component: nucleus. The record is from RefSeq and is a predicted model, not a curated record. The coding region runs from base 239 to 1510 and encodes 423 amino acids. NCBI's taxonomy places the organism in Eukaryota, Metazoa, Chordata, Mammalia, Eulipotyphla, Talpidae.
AACAAUGCCCAGAGCAGCCUGGCAUCCUGUGCUUCUUUUACUAAGUGGUUAGUUGCCUGCCCAGAAGAUAUCAACACCUUCUGCCAAAGAAAUGUGAAAAGAGUUGGACACGUGCUAUUUGGAGACUAUUCUCCUAGUAGACAUCCAGGAGAUCUCCAGGGAUCUGUUUCAGCCUCACAUAUUUACUGCAUCAUGAAAAGGAGGAAGCCCUACUGAAGUGAAUUAAAGCUUUGUCUUCAUGCAAGGACUGUGGCUUGGCCCUGAGUUAAGCACAAUGAAGAAGAAUGACAGGAAGUCUACCACUAGGACCAGUGAGGAAGACGCCACCUGUGACCGACACACCCUCAGUGCAGGGGAUCUUCAAAAUAUGUUGGGUGAAGGAGAGUAUGCACCUUUUGUGUCUCCUCCUAUGUUAGAGAGCAAUUUUAUUCAGGUCAACAGAAGAGGUGAAUCCAUUUACCUUCAUAACCGAGCCAACUGGGUGACUGUAGGCAUCUGUUCUUCCUGGCAAACCCCCCAGACCCCCAAUGUCAUGCUGCUGGCACAUCUGAAACCCGCUGCCCCAGAAGAUGCAGAAUCUCUGUUUGAAAGUCUUCUGACAUCUCCUUCUCCAGAGAAAGUGGUGCUCACCAGGUUUCUUCCUCUGCAGUUUGUGACUCUUACUGUGCAUGAUUUUGAUAAUAUGCGCCUCAAAGUAAAGUUGGUGAGCGGUCGAGCCUACUACCUACAGCUCUGUGCUCCUGCCCACAAAGAAGACACCUUAUUUUGUCAAUGGGUGGACCUCAUCUCCUUCUUGAAUCAGGAGAAAGCCAAAGCUUCCAAGAUAUCAGGAGUCUCAAGCCUCUCAGAAAUCACAAAUAGUACAGACAUCACAGGCUCAGUGGACAUCAUGGAUAUUGCAGCGAUCACAGAUAUAGGGCCCUCACAUCUGUACACAUGCACGGAGCCCACCCAUGUCAUAGAAAGCACAGAUUUCUCAGAAUUCUCAGAUGUCACUGAUGUCACCGAUGUCACAGAUAUUCCAGAAAAUGAGGUCCCAGAGGUUCCAGAUGUGAGAAUUGUCACUGAAGUCACAGAAAUCACAGACCACUGUGAGGUCAGAAACAGCUCAGGGGUCACAGUGGUAUUUGACGGUGACGAUAUAGGAAGGGUUAUGCAAGAGCAAAAGGAAACACUGGAAAACAAUCGGGAAACUGAGUAUCUACAAGAUACAGGAAAUAAGGAUGGGUUAAAAGAACCCUCAGAACAUGUCACCAUCUCAGAUGUAACACUGACUUUUGAAGGUGAAAGAUAUUUUUAUGAUACAUUGACUUCAGACAAAAGUGCGACAAGAACAUCUGAAGAGAUGAAUAAUACAACCUCUGCAUUAAAGAUAACUGAUUUUAAAAACAUGGCUCUUGAAGCUGAAAGAUCCAGGAACGUGAGAACUGAUUCAGAUAGUUCAGACUUGUACAGUUUUUCAAUUUUCCCUCUGAUUAGCAUUUCUUUCCCUGUUUUUACACUGCUUUGAAUCACUUCUUUUUCUACUUGCAUACUCUUACUCACACUUACCACUUCUUGACCCCAAGAAAAACAAUGAUCAAUAAAAUCUUAAUUCCUUGUCCCAUUGAAUUUAGAUUGAAUGUAGAUUCAGAAUGACUCAGUAAUCCUGAUUUAUAUUCUAGGUGCAAGGCAGAAUAAUAACUGUGCCCCACUGCAGCAAGGAAAAUCCCUGAUGUUAACUUUGUCAGGUUCCCAUUCACCCACCUCCUGGGCAGUUCUAGUUGGAAACUAUGAUCUCCAGUUCAUCUCCCAAACCUCUCAGCAGUUGGAAAGAAUUUCACUUUUUCUUCUUCCUGAAUAAGAUUUUGGGUAAAAAUAUUUUUAUGGAAAGUCUCCAAGAUAGGGCCAAGGUUAAAUUUGUCUCUCAGUAUUAGAGCCCAUCUCUCUCCUUUCUUGACUUUCAAUUUCAUACCUUUUUAGAUUUUAUUCUUCUUAACUUUAUGGGUUCUUUACAGUGAGUACAAAUAGUAGAUUUAUCUAUACUAUGGUUUGUUUUUUUUUUUUUUUUUCAAAAUAUGAAGGCUAGAAGUUUGAGAAGAAGAGGGGAAUAUCCCAUAUGUUGGGAGUGGCCUCUCCACCCCACCCAUCUUUCUUUUCCACCUUCCUCUUAACUAUUACAAAUCAAAUUCCAUGGAAUCCUAAACAACCAGGUUGAUUCUCUGUUUACUAAAUCUGGACUAAAAUGAGAAAGAAAAGAAGGAUCCUAAAAGAAAACUGUUUUUGAAAUUUAACAAUGAGCUCCAUUGGAAAAAACAAAGAUAUUUUUGAUGAGGGAAAUAGAUGUGAAGAAAGAAAAGUAAAAGAGAAAAAGAAAAGGCCAAUGGAAAAAACAGAUAAACACAAACUACUAAACUGGAAAGCAAGCACAGCUCAAGAAAGAAGGAUCAAUGCAAGAGAUAAAGCAUUGUCUUCCAUGUGGCAGAAAUAAAGGCUACUACUAAUCAUUAA